AUGGGGCAGAUAGAUCCCAAUAUCAAAGACAAUGAUCCUUGUACCCCUAUCCACUGGGCUGUUCGCUGCAGGUCCGUAGCAUCAGUCUAUCUCCUACUGCAGGUUGGAGCAGAUGCCCUUAUCCCGGAGAUCAAUGGUUAUACGGCUCUCUACUUGGCUACGCGCAACAAAUCGGUAGUAAUACUCAAUCUGCUACACCGGCAUGUAGUCAAUCUAUUUUGGCAGUAUGCAUGUGUACUCAAUGAACUACUCCAGGAUGGAGUAGAUGCCGAUGCCCAAGAUGAACGUGGCCACCCGCCACUCCUGAGGGCUUUCAGCUGCGGAUACGACCACAUUUCCCGUCUAUUGAAUGCCGCUGCAAAGGCUACGAACAGUCAACGCAGAGAGAGCGGCAAUACUGCUCGACAGGCCUUCAAAUGGGCCCCAUCUUAUAUGGGCUUGCCCGGGCUCUUAAUGGCCUGGGCUGGGCUGGGUAUCGGCUGA
This is a messenger RNA of Morchella importuna, 483 nucleotides long. RefSeq lists its product as uncharacterized. The transcript has a single exon. The record is from RefSeq and is a predicted model, not a curated record. Gene Ontology annotation, molecular function: protein binding. Lineage: Eukaryota; Fungi; Ascomycota; Pezizomycetes; Pezizales; Morchellaceae. Bases 1 to 483 code for a protein of 160 amino acids.